AUGAAUAAGGGAUCUGUGACUUCGUUGAACGGAGAAAAGGAGCCGGAAAUUGACGUAAUCACUUGUCCACUAUGUUUACGUCACUUUACUUCUCCGAAACAGCUGGACUGCCUCCAUAACUUCUGCGAGGGAUGUUUAACAGCUUACAUCACCUCCAGCUCUGAAGAAUGUGUACAGGAGGGAAAAUUCACCUGCCCGGUUUGUCAUAUCCCAACCAUUGUGCCUGCUCCAAAUUCCAGCCAUGACUCAUGGGCAGGGCAGCUCCCCAACAAUAGCUUGAUUACGUCCCUUGCGGAGGGAAUCCCUUUGAACAACGACACGCAGAUCUGCACACCCUGUAAACGAGAGGGAAAGUCAACUGUUGCAAGGCAUUGGUGCAGGGACUGUUUUGAACCUUUAUGCGACUUCUGUAAGGGAAUUCAUCGAAAGAUUAAGCAAAUUAAUGGCCAUCGAAUCAUCCCGCUUGAAGAAGUCCGGAACAAGCCUGGCAACCAGAGAUUUGAAUCAAACACAGACCAAACGUGUACCGUGCAUAAAGGUAAGAAUGUCGAGUUGUUCUGUCCGGUGCAUCGAAAGCUCUGCUGUGUUGUGUGCUUUGCAGCGACUCAUCGAGAAUGCCCAGGAAUCAAAACGAUUGACGAGUUAUCAGGCGACAUCAAGAGCACGGGAGAACUGACUGAAGUUGUAGACGCCAUGACAGAAAUCAUUCAGAGAGCAGACGAACAGAUUGCCGAAAAAACACAGACAGCAACAAUACUGAACUUCAAAUACACGGAACUGACAGAAAAGAUAGAGUUAUUGACCAAAAAGGCAAUCGAAAGACUCGAGGUUCUUCGAGACGAGUCAUUAAAAAGGUUCGAAAAGUUUCAUUCAAAAGAGUCGAAAAAGAUCGAGAAUCAAAAGGAUGUUCUUCAGAGCUGGAAACUUGCAAUGGAUCUUGAUAUGAAAUAUCUCGAAGCAGUUGCUAAACACGGAAACUCCUCGUUACUAUUCAUAACAUCUGAACGUUUACGUCAUCAAAUAGGAUUUCAUCGAGAAAUUAUGGAAGUAGACAGGGAGAAAGCUGAAGAUUUAGAUUACAAAUUUGAAUUUAAUGAACAGUUUUUAAUAACAGCCGAGAAAAUGACAUCUCUUGGGAAACUAAAGCUCCUCCGUGCGCAAUUUAAGGUUGACAACCAUGACAACAAAGAGACUUCACCGGAGCAGCCCGCUCAUAUCGGAAACAUUACGUCACGAGGAGCCGGAACUUACACAGGCAUGUCUGGUAAGGUUUCUAACAUAGUCAACAAUAAUCCGGAUCCGGUCAGCCUGAAAAUGAUCAAGGAGAAAGAUUAUGAUGGCUCUAUGCCUAAUGAAAGGAGGAUAGUUUGGUUUACGGGAGGAAUGUUCAUGUCUGAUGGUCUUUAUUUUCUCAUGGCUGAUUACAAUAAUCACAAACUCAAAAAGUUUAAGAAAGAUGUCUAUCAUCCAGUAAUGGAGUUUCCGCUGGAGUCAGCUCCUUGUGACGUCACACCAGCGGGUGAUGAUGAGAUCAUAGUAACCCUCCCACACGUUUGUAAGAUUGCUCGUUAUCGUAUUCGAAACGAUUCACUGAAAUUUCUGGGAGCUGUAACAACAUUCUCUGCCCCGGAAGGUGUGGCGUGCAUGGCGGACAAGACAGUGGUGUCUUUCGGGGAUUGUAUCAAAGUUUUUGACGAGGACGGAGGUGAAGUUAUUUCAAUUCCAACUGAAGAAAGUUUUACUUAUACCGCUCCUGUAGUAGUGUCACGUGACAACAAAAGAUUUUACCAUCGUGAUGGCGACGCAAUUGUUUGUAGGUCGACCGAGGGAGAAGAAUUAUUCAGAUAUCAGGAUCGAGCGCUGAGAGAACCGGCAGGUAUUGCUUUAGAUUUUGAGGAGAACAUUUACAUCUGUGACUGCAAAUCGAACACGAUCUUCCAGGUGACGUCAGACGGUACUCGUGGGCGGAUCAUUCGUUCUUCCCGAGUGUGUGUUGGCAGUCCUAUUGGAAUAGGGUUCGAUAGAACCGGAAGUAGAUUGUGGCUAACAUCGAAUAUACGAAGAUCCGGACAACUCCUCACCAUGUUCUAUUUAGUGAAUUGAUCACUGUGGGUGGAUCUAGUAUUUAUUCUAUUUAGUUAAUUGAUCACAGAGAGUGGAUCUAGUAUUUUACUAACUGGUCUCUUUAAAAAGAAAUUUUAUUUAUUUAUGUUUCAUACACAAUUCACUGAUUUGGGAGUGAUAAUAGUGUUAUUGUCUUUCUAUACUCACUACUGUGGUUCACUAUGCAACAGUAAGAUUUUUUUUAGAAUUAACUCUUUUUUUAU
Saccostrea echinata is the source of this 2327-nucleotide messenger RNA. RefSeq lists its product as uncharacterized. The transcript is spliced from 2 exons. Gene Ontology annotation, molecular function: zinc ion binding. Bases 1 to 2103 code for a protein of 700 amino acids. The record is from RefSeq and is a predicted model, not a curated record. Lineage: Eukaryota; Metazoa; Mollusca; Bivalvia; Ostreida; Ostreidae.